Aplysia californica (California sea hare) is the source of this 3074-nucleotide messenger RNA. RefSeq names its product ADP-ribosylation factor-like protein 15. The record is from RefSeq and is a predicted model, not a curated record. Lineage: Eukaryota; Metazoa; Mollusca; Gastropoda; Aplysiida; Aplysiidae. The transcript has 5 exons. Gene Ontology annotation, molecular function: GTPase activity; GTP binding. Bases 439 to 1092 code for a protein of 217 amino acids.
GUUUAAAACCUGGCAUACUGAAAACCCAAAAAGAUUUUCUUGAGAAUAGGCCUGGGCUAGAGGCUAGAAUUUGGUGAAUAUUUUCCCUGUUGGCUGAUGAUCUUGCCUUCUCUGGACUCAAAGACUCGGGGGCUGUUGACGCUGUUGUUGUGUUUAUAAUGUGUGUUGAACAAGGCUUCUUGUACAAGUGAGCCAGAUCUUGAUCAAGAAUCUAGGCUAGGCUAGUAGGAAGUGAAAGGUGCCGUUGGCUUUUGCUAGAUAUGUAAAGUGACUUAUAAAUUACUUCUAACCGCGGAAGACAGGGCUGAGCUGGGUAAAAGUAUUCACAGAUCAAGAUUGAGAUUAAAAUGAUCAAGUGAGAAAUAACGGAGACAGUCCAAAAAUAAAAAUACUUUCGAAGUCGACGAAGAGUUGACUGCAAGAUUCAAGCUUUUCAAGAUGUGUGAGAGUUUUCGGAUUUUAUGUGCCCUGUGUCGAGUUGGGCUUUAUGCUCUUUAUCGCAGGCUAUGUUGUAAGGGACCAUCACCAGUGAGGCCAAAUUUUGCCAUUUUAUGUAUUGGACUGGAAGGUGCUGGGAAAAGUUCAAUACUAGCUACCCUUAGUGGAGAUGACCUCCACAAAAUUGAGCCUACUAUAGGAUUCAGCAUUAAGGCCAUUUUGUUUGAGGACUGCAUCUUGGAUGUGAAAGAACUUGGUGGGGGCGACAAAGUUCGACCAUAUUGGGAAAGAUACUUCCAGACUUUUCAAGGUAUUAUCUUCGUAAUAGACAGCAGCUCAGAGGAAGGAAAACUGCAGACUGCCAAGACUGAAUUGCACAACGCAGUCAAGCAUCAACAACUCAAGUCUCUUCCAUUGCUUGUUAUUCUCACUGGACAAGAUAAAGAAAAUGCCCGCAGUGUUGAGGAGGUGUCACAGUUUCUAGAAGCAGAUACAACAUUUAGUGGUCGACAGUGGCUGAUUCGUGGCUGUGUUGUCAGUAACAAGGAGACUUUGCUGGAAAUCUUCUCACACUUUAACGAGAUACUACAGAAAAAUUUGGAUGCAGAAAUAGAGCAGAGGCAGAACUCUCCUCAGCAUACGAAUCGUUUAUGAUCAAGAGAUUUUCUGUUGAAAUAAUUGAUAUGCUGAUGAUGGCAGUAGUCUGUCAUGCAUCAGACUUUAAGUGGCUGAAAUUUGGAUGAGGGCGGUUUCUUUCAAGCUCAGCCACGCAAAUUACUGUCAGAUUGGGGGAAGUUUGAAAAGUUUAAUGAGUUCCUAUUACAUUGGAGUCUGGUCUUUAAGAAGAAAAUGUACUCCCAAAAUGUGGAUCAAAAUAAUGUUAUAAUACGGCAUAGAUAGUUUUCUGAUGUUAGAUGAUAGUUAUCUUAUUGUAAUACCUUUUCAGAUACAUAAGGUUCCGUCUUUUUCUCUAGUUAUCUUUGGAGUGGCAUCACUCUAUUCUUGAUCUAGAUUGCAGGGAUGAAGAACCACGAUAUAAGUCUCAAGGGAAGAGACUGAAUCACAUCAUGCAGGUUAUCUUUCUGGUAUGAGCAAAUUAGUACUUUGCAAAUAUUCAUGCAGUUCUUUUGUCUUGUGUUGAUAGAGGAAAACAGCCUGAUUGGUAGAAUGGUAUUUGGUGUUACACCAUAUCCAAUAAGGCAUUUUGUAACGUGUUUGUUGUGGCCGGUUAGAUGUGAUGAGAGCUCUAUGACAUGAGAUGUUAUAUUCUAUUACUCUUGUUUAUAUUUCAAAGCUUUAUGUUCUGUAAGCACUAAAACAUACAUUUUGUUGUUAAAAUAUCUGAAAGAUUGAUUUGAUGGUCAUUGCCAGUGAAGUCUUCUUUGUUGCAACUGCUGAAUCAGUAUUCAAUGACUGCUGGAAACUUAUCAUGGGAGACAAAAAGAGGGUACUUUCAAUACCCAAUCUGAAAUGGAAAGAGCAUGCUCUGGAUACGUUCUUUCUGGAUGUCAUAUUAUCAACCCAAAGGAACGACAGGCAUAUGUUGUGUAAUGGUUAAUCUCUUCGCCGUUGCAUGGAGAAGACGGAGCUCAAUUCCUCCGUUGGGAAAUCAGUUCUCAAUCUGUUUGACUGGAUGCUGUGUCUGGCUCUGUUUGAGUAGGUCCUGACAGUCCAGAUUGAAGCAGACUGCUCUGUAAAUUAUCUGAACUGUGUCAGUUGGGGUUCACAAAACACUUACAUUAUUUGUAACAUAAUUCUGCUGAGAACAAGUUGUGCUUUGAGGAUAUUUUUUGCUUCCUCACCCUCAGUGACUGGAUAAUUUGAAGUUGGUUUAGCCAUGCAGUGACAAUAUGUUUUCAAAUUUCAAAAUGAACGACAUUCUGGUUUACGUUGAUGAAUAAAUUAAGAUGGGGAGGAGAGGGGUCGCACGCCUAGUCCUUGGGCAGCUUUUGAUCAGGACCUUAAUUUGCUCAGAUAAGGAUGGAAAACUAAAGCUCUUCCAUAAACAUUGCAAUUGUUUAGGCUGAUUGACUGUUGAAAGUCAAAGAAGAGCAGCCCUAUCCUGGAAAUAUCUGAACUCAAUGUUCCCCAAAACAGAAGAAAAUCUUACCAGCAUAAAUUAUGUGUGUAACAUCAGCUGUGCUCUGGGAAUAAAGAGUUGGCUUCCCCUGUACUAUGAAGGAAGAAAAUUGCAGCUGCUGCAGAAGUAUAAUUUAUUUGAACUUUAUAGGUAAGCCCUUAUUGCAAUGCCUUAUUGAUUGUUAUUUGUUUACUUGCACAUUUUGAACUUGUUAAAACUAUCAUGCUCUGUAGAAAGACCAUGAACAGAAAUUACUUGUGCAUUUCACAUGAAUAUUUUCAUUAUAUGUUCUGUUGGAAUAUGCAGCUUUUGUAUCCUGUAUCACAGCGAGAGGCAAGGAAAUGAUACCUCUCAAAUGUUAUGGAGAGGAAAAAUGAUUGUUUCUGAAGUUUCUCUUCCUUCUUAAACUAUGCAGCUUUGUUAUGUACUCCGUGUGUCAUUUCUGUAUGGUUGUCAAUUGAAAUUCUUGAAGAAGUAAUGUUUAAAUGUUGUGUUGAAUGUAAUUAAACUCUGUAGAGUGAUGCUUCUAUCAUUUGUUACUUCUCAGAUAUAAUGC